Molecule: messenger RNA, 7560 nt
Organism: Nilaparvata lugens (brown planthopper)
Lineage: Eukaryota; Metazoa; Arthropoda; Insecta; Hemiptera; Delphacidae
Product: lysine-specific demethylase 5A-like
Exons: 30
Coding region: 319-5364 (1681 amino acids)
Biological process (GO): chromatin remodeling
Cellular component (GO): nucleus
Molecular function (GO): DNA binding; histone demethylase activity
Source: RefSeq, a predicted model, not a curated record
CAGAAAAAUCUCUGGACUGCCAUUUUUUAUCAGAUCUCAGAUACCUUGUUUGGUUUUGGUUAAUAAUUCUAGUUCAAACAUAGAAUUUUCUUCAAUCGAAAAUGAAUCUCGCAUUUUUAUUAUGUGGAGAAUGUUACUCCGUAUGUGAUUCAAAAGUGUAGUGGACAAUUUGUGAUUGUGAAUUGUAUUUUAAGUAUGGGUACAGAUUUAUAAGCAUACAUGAUUGUCACUAAGUCAACAUGCAUUUUUGCGCGUUGAAGUAAUUCAUCAAUAAACUAUUUGCUACUGUACUCAUAAUUUACUAACUGCCACGAAAUAAUGCCGAAGAAAAGAGUAGCACGUUCCAACAAAUCGUGCAUUGGAGAUCGUUUAAAAUCUCGAUCCGUGGUUGUUGGAAAUUCUGAACGAAAAUCAGAUGAUACUUUCACAUUCCAACAACCACUUGAAGCGCCAACCUUUCGUCCGACGAAGGAAGACUUUGCCGAUCCUGUAUAUUACAUAAAUUCCAUCAAGAAUUCAGCAGAACAAUAUGGAAUGUGUAAAAUCGUACCUCCUGGGGGAGUCCUUUUCCCGUUUACUCUCCCGGUUGAUAAGUUCAGAUUCACCACGAGAUCUCAAAAUUUGGGCAGAUUUGACGAGGUUAUCAAGAAUAAAGCUAUUUUCUUGAGCCGUCUCUCAAAAUUUUUUGAGCUUAGAGGCUCAGUAUUAAGUGAACCGAUUGUGGAAUCGCAAAAACUAGAUCUGUACACCCUGCACCGCGCUGUAGCAAGCGAAGGUGGUUACAUUCGAGUCCACGGUUUUCUAAAUAAAUGGAUCAAAGUAGCGAUCCGAUUGAACUACAAGGAGCCCGAGACUAUUGCUCAAUUGUUGGAAGAACAUUACAAAAAUCUCAUCCUUCCUUACGUGAUGGUCAUGCAGGAAGGAAACAAGGGCCCUCCUCCAAGUAGUAUUCGAACGCGCAAGAGAGCGGCAGCGGCUUUGGAGACUAUUGUGGAAGAAGAGGAAGAAAAGUCUGCAAGGAAUGUGGAGAAAUCGAAGGAGGUUCAACAACCUUCCAAGCGAGCAAAGAACGCGAAAACAACGCCAAAAGCUUUACCUAGUCAACCAGUGGGAAGAACUCUCAGAAGUUCCACCCUUGCAAAGGAGGCUGCCAAUAAGAAACCUGAACAACAGCAGUCGUCCUCUGGAAGACAACAGACUGACCGAAAAUGUAAGACUGAUCGGAAACCAGCUCAUACGAGUACUAGUGAUUCUCAACCCUGCACUAGAGAGCUUAGAGUUCGGAUUGAAGUACUCAACCCGCCCCAAACUGGAUCCGAACCUCGCAGUAGUGGGCGCAAAACACAGGAAUCGCGCAAAACUCAGGAAUCCAAGUCAAAUGCAGGUGGAGCAGCUAGCAAACCAGAACAUGUAUUCAAAGUCCCUUAUCCGGUUUCUCAGACUGCUACUAGACGCAGAACAGCACUUCAAAACGAACUGAGGAGAUUGCAGAUUUCAAACGUUACAACCCCUGACCAAACUUCUCAGGACUGUCAAAGCUGCCAAAAAACAAUUCCCGAUGUUUUAUUAUCUUGUAAUAAUUGCCAAACCCGUUACCACGCAACGUGCAUCGUGCCAGUCCUUCGUGAAAUUCCCAAAGGAAAGUGGAAUUGCACGCCCUGCAUUACCAAAGAAAUGAAGAAAGAAGAAGCAGAAAAACCGCUGCCAUUCGAAGACGGAAAACGAUUCUACUCGUUACGGGAAUUCCAGUAUAAAUCGAUGGCUUUUAAAAAAAAUUACUUGAAAAAAAUGAAAAUAAACGAGGAGAUGCAAAGUAUCGAUCCAGACAUAUUGGAGACCGAGUAUUGGAAGAAAUUAAGUCAAAAAAAUAGAACUUUUGAUACUGUCGUUGAGUAUGGCUCCAAUAUAAGCGGGAAGAAUGGUACAGGAUUCCCCACCGCUAAUACUGUUAUUUGGGAGAAAAACAAAGAGCUCUGUAAUAGUUACCAAAGAUUUGUCGACCAUCCAUGGAACUUGAAUAAUGUAUUGACGUCUGAGGGUUCCGUAUUGAAAUACAUCAACUCCUCAAUAACAGAUUCGUGGAUGGACAUUGGCAUGCUUUUCUCGACGUCUCACUGGCGCCAAGAGGAACAUUGGUGCUAUUCAAUUAGCACCUUACAUUUCGGCGAUCGCAAAACUGUAUAUGCCGUCCCCAGCACCCAUGCCGAAAAAUUUGAAAACGUUGUAAAGGAGAUUGCUCCUGAACAGAAUGAUGAAACGGACCUCCUACAGGUUUUACGCACUGUCAUCAACCCAAAUAAAUUGAUGGAUAAAGAAAUACCCGUAUACAGACUACACCAAAACGAGGGAGAGUUUGUUGUUACGUUCCCCAGAGCAUAUCACUCGCAUUUCAACCAUGGGUUUAAUUUCGCAGAAUCCAUCCAUUUUGGCCCUCCAGACUGGAUCGAUUAUGGACGGAAAUGUAUCGAACACUACUCAUUGACAAAGAGACAUUGCCUGUUUUCACAAGACGAAAUGAUCUUCAAGAUAGCAUCAAAUGCAUCCAAAGUUGACAAAAUUAUUGCUGCCGCGGCCUACCAUGAUCUCUACUGUGCCGUACAAUCAGAAUUCAAAUUACAAGAUCAAAUCAAGGAAUCAUGGGGCUCCAUGAAAGAUGAUGAUAUAAGGUUCCAGCCUGAACUUUUGUCAACCGAAGACAGGCAAUGCAGCUACUGCUUCAAAACAGUUUUCUUGUCAGCUGUCUAUUGCAAGUGUAGUACGGAAAAAAUGGUGUGCAUAAAACAUUACGAUAAAUUGUGCUCAACUUGCAAACCAAACGAACAUCACCUGAAGAAAAAAUACACAACAGAGGAAAUAUUUGUGAUUUUCCGAGGUCUACUGGAGGAAGUGAGACCAUAUGAGAAGUGGUUUAAGGCUGUACAAUUGAUAUUGAUCAUUGAACCGACAAAGAGAGGUUUAAAAGUACUGCCUUUCUUAAAAGACAUGUUAAAAGAAGCCCAUGUCAAUAUGUACCCGAAUACGCCAGUUUUUAGGGCACUCGUCAAGUGUGUUAAGGAAGCCGAACAAAUGAAUGAUUUUUCAACCCAGUUUUUAUCGACUUUCGAACAGACCGACAGCACUGACGAGGAAAUCGAAGGAAUCGAAAAAACACCAAAUUUCACCGAUCUCGUGGAUUUCAUGGAAUUGAUAGGGAGCAGGGAUUUGAGGUUCUUCGAUAACAAAGGAAUUCUCAAGUAUGUUGAAGACGUGAAGGAGUGGAAAUGCAAAGUUGACGAGGCCAUUAAGAGCGAUGCCUUCAAUUCUAAAGAAAUCGAGUCUAUGAGAGAGGAAGGCUUGCGAUACAACUUGAAUUUGCCAGAAAUUGAUGUAUUAGAUCGGUAUAUUGAACAAUUGAAAUGGCGUGAGGAGCUGGCCAGUCUGAUGGAGAAACCACUAACAUUGACGAAGAAAGUUCUACAGGAACACAAAGACAAAGGAAUUACAUUGAGGCAUGAGAGUGAUUCCAAACUGGAAGAAGGAAUCAGUGCUAUCGAUAACCUCAUGGAUGAAAUCAGCUCGUGGGAAGAAAAGGCUCAACAAUUGAUUUCUUCAUCAAAGCCAACUCCUGAGUCUCUGCUUGAACUAUUGAAAGCUGCAGAAGAGAUCAAGGCCCAUCUGCCCUCCAGAACAGCUGUAGAGAGCAUUCUGGAGGCAGCCCAGAAAUGGGUUGAGAAAUUCAGAGCAGCAAAUAAUUUGAAGAACGGACCUUAUGUAGAAGUGUACGAAGAUCUCCUGUCGCAAGCGCUCAAACUUAAUUUGAAUCUGGAGAGCCUGACUGAACCGGUACGAAUUCAAUUGGAGUCAGUUCGUUCAUGGAAAGAGAAGGCAUCAUCAACUUUCAUUAAACAUAACUCAUUGACUUUGAUGGAGGCUCUUGCACCAAGAACCGAUAUCGGCUCAAAAUCAACCAGGAGAAAGAAGUUCAAUCAUGUAAUAAAAAACAUCAUCCAUGGUGUCAAAUUAAGUGGUGAUACCGAUCCUGGAGUAGUAGUAGCAGCUUUUAAGAGAGCUGAAAAGCAUGAGUUUGAACAAAUGCUACAAUUUCGUCUCGAAAAUGGUAGGAAAAGAAUGGACAUCGAUGCAAAAUACUGUAUAUGCAAGAAGAAUGAAGCGGGAAUUAUGGUGGAAUGUUCACUGUGCAAGGAGAAGUUUCACGAUCCCUGUCUACAAAUGGGCAUUGAGUCUGAUAUGUCAGGUUCAGAAUUGGCUGAGAUUAAAUUCCUGUGCUCGACUUGUGUGCGGACCAAACGCCCCAAGUUGGAUAUUCUAGUCGAGCUGGUACAGUCAAUGCACAUGAUCAAAGUCCGCAUUCCUGAAGGAGAAGCCCUUCAAAGAUUGACUGAACGUGCAAUGAACUGGCAGGAUCGAGUGAGAAAACUGCUAAAUACAUCUGAAAUGUCCGCGGCGUUACAUAGACUGAAUGUUCCCUUGCCACCGAGUAUUGCCAAGUCAAUUUCACGUCCUGCACCAUCGAGUUAUGAGAGAACGGCAUCAUCGACCGUAACAUCCAAUAUGCUUGUUCCUCAAGCUGGGCCGUCUCAGACUGGAGGAUUCAUUAGGAUUGAGCCAACAACAGAAAAUUCCAUUGUUAUAAUGGCAGAUCAUGUUUACUCCACUGUUUCUCGAAAACCAGCCCAGCCUAAGAAACGCUCACGCAAGUCUCCGUUGAUUCCGCGUGUACUUGAGGAGCCGCCUAGAAUGUCCGAGUCCGGCUUCAGGCAGCUAAAAGAAUUAAUGAUACAAGGUGACCUCAUGGAGGUAUUUGUUGAGGAAGCCACGUGCAUCUGGAAACUACUCCAAACUUUUAAACAGACCUACUUCAACAUAUGGGACGACGGAUAUGAAGAAUUCGUGAAAUAUCAAGCAGAGAAAGCGGCUGCAGAGGCCGCAGCGUCUAAACCUGAGAAACAAAUGUCAGCGCUUGAGCGGUUCUUCAUGGAUACAACAGAACCAACUGUCAAGAGACCAGUAAAAGUUCCUAGAAAAACUAUCGCAAAGAAAACAACUACUCCAAAAUCCACAAAAAAAACUGAGAAACUCGAACCAAAACAGACUAAGAGGAAGCCAAAAACAAGCACUCCCACUGGUCGUCCGGCUAAGAGGGCGAAAAAAUCGAAAAAAAUACAAGAUGACGAUGAUGAAAAUGACGACAAUAGUUGUGAGGAUGACUGCGCCGCUGAACCCUGCAGGCGUCCUACCGGUUCGGCGUUGCACUGGGUGCAGUGUGAUGGUGGCUGCGACUUGUGGUUCCAUCUUCAUUGUAUCGGCCUCAGCAAGCAUGACAUAGCAGCCGACCAAGAUUACAUUUGCGACAAGUGCUCCUAAAUUCCAACUUCAGUUGAUGUGCGGAUGUACCACAUUGUUGUUUAUCAUGUUUUAUUAAGUUUAUGAGUUUUACUGAAGUUUGAUUACAGAUUUUUAUAAAGUUCUUGUAAUUUAGUGCUACGUAAUCGAUUAGUAUUUUCCUUCUCACUAAACUAGUGAAAUCUGUAUUAUUUUAUAUUCUUAUUCUUUCAUUAUAAUUGACUUAAUUGAAGACCCAAAUACGGUGGCAAAAAUCGCCGGCUCAUUUACGGCGUUUCAGGCCGAAUUUCACCAGAAACUAAACAUGCUGUUAGAGGUAGCGCAAACUGCAGUUUGAAAUCACAUUUUACCACACGCCAAGCUACUUUUUACUGUAGUAAUCUGUCUUUCAGUAAAAAUAUGCCGGAGAUUGGUUACUGUUGAGUAGAAAAUCCUCUGUUGUAUGUUCAUAUCAAUGACAGCUUCUCCCAGUUGUGGUUGAUAUCAAUAAUUAUUAGUAUUCAGGAGCAAAUUCGUUUUAAAAAAUUAUAUCAAUUAUGGUAUUUAGGAACAAAUUUUAUUAACCCAUCUUAUCUAAUGACUGAUACAAAAACUUAUAAUAUCAAUUCGUUAUUAAAAUUUAUAUCAAUAAUUAUUAUGGUAUUUAGGAACAAUUUUAUCCCAUUUUAUCUGAUGACUGAUACGAAAAUACAUCAUAUCAAUAUCCAAUAACUAAACUAAAUAAAUGAUCAGACUAUAUUCAAUAAACUUAUCUAUAUUCAAAAUAUAAGUGAAGUUGAGUCCUAUAAUUUAUUUGACAUUGCACGGUUCUGCCCCUUCAAUAUUUGCUCCUAAAUCUAUAGGCGUACUAGGCCUUUUGUGAUUUUCUAAGUUAUGUUUUCUUGUUUACAUGGUGGUCACCCAUUGCUAUAGCAGCUCACUGCGACUUUAAUCUACUCUGAACUCUCUUUUAAUAAAUCAGAGUUGGUUUUGCUGGUGAAAUCGAAUUGUUUAAUCUUUGGUUUAAAUCAUCAGUUUGUUUUUUAAACUAAGCGUUAGCGUGGAUAUGAUGAAAUUCGGCCUUGGUAAACCAGUGACGUCGUCUGUAAUAUUUGUAUUAAAUACGGCGGAAAAAACGCCGGAUUGUUAUGAACUAAAAUUGACGUUACAGUCGGCAUUUAUAAUUAAUAAUUUCAUAACUAUUCCAUUUUCUUGUGUCGUAGUAAAAUAGUGUUUAAGAGAUGAAUGAGAUUAUUCAUUGUUUCAAUACUGCUCUGGUUGUUAUUAUUAUAUUUUGUUAUAUUGCAAGGGAGAACGCUUUGAGAUUUUGCAUUUUUCCUGAAAUAAUUCCGUAAAUAAAUAAUGUUUUCGGAAAUUUUCUACAGUGUUUCAAAAGUCACUGUCACUUCAAUUAAUGUAAAAUGAAUUACUAAAAAUUGAAAAAUUGUUUACUAUGUAAGUUUGUAGAGUUUGUAGAGUGAAUAUUGAUGUUGUGGAACUUUUCCAUAAUUGAAGAGACUUGAAAUGUUGUCAAAAAUCAACUUUUUUUUAAUAAAAUUAUACUAAUAUUUCCAACUCUACUGUAACUUACAGCUGAUGAUGUGUGAGCACACACGAAAACAAGCUCCUGAAAAAUACUAAUUUUAUUCAAAUAAUGUCGAUUUUCUGAACAUUUCAAUUCUCUUCAAUUAUUUACUAUCUACACUAGUACUCGUUAUUAGAUAGAUAUUCGUGUGUUAAUUUUGAAAACUGAAACCUUGUUCUUAUUGUAUAGUUGAAACCUUAUGAUGAGCACCGAAAUCCUAUACAAAUCUUUAUAAUUGAAAAAUGUUAUUCUUUAUAAAAAAGUUUAUUAUCUGACUUAUUCAUUGAACGUCUACUGUAAUCUUUACAAAAAUUAAAUUUUUACAUCACAACCCAUGUAACAAUAUUUAUGAACAAAUUAUCGUAAGGCUCUUUCUGGAGUACUUUUGAAGGCUGAUGAAGAAUUUUUAUGAAUAGUUCAGACAUUCCAUAAAAACUUCAGAAAAGAGUAGAGUUUGUGAAAAGUAUGGAAACAGCUGAAUAUUUCUUUUAAAAGGGAAAUUUUACGAUAGGUCUGACUGGGAAUCCUAUUCGAAUAAAAAUCUACAACUUUACUGUCGCAUCAAAAUUUUUCUCCAUCUUGGAACCGGCAUUUUGAAUCCAUCAACUUCAUUUUUUUAAAUGGGAAGGUGGUCAUGUGAUACAUGAUUUCGA